UACGUCCAAUAUGUACCAACAGAAACAACAAUUAUUUGUAUCUCAAAGUGACCCAAAAAUUCUCUGGAUCAUCUUACUACUUCUGACAGUCACAUCGUCGUCAGAUGCUGUAAGUCUAUCCGGGUCGUCUGAGUACGCUGUCCCUGGGACUGAGUUUACACUGACGUGUGAUGUACCAGAGGAGGCCAAGUUUGUCCUGUUUUACCGCCGUCCUAACGUCACUACUCCAGUAGGUAGUAUACAAGUAGAUGGUGACCAAUGUUACAACAUCCAAGUCACCCGACCCGUCCCCUGUACACCGGAUGUCUGUUCCUGUGUAACGUCUGGAGUACACUUUGGUACAGUGUUCCGGUGGAUCAUACAGCCACAGACGGGAGACCAUGGAUCUGUGUGGUACUGUAGACGUACCAACUAUAACCUACCUAAUCGAAGACUGAACAGUGCUGACUAUACACUCAAUGUGGCAGAUCAGGGAAUGACGAUUCGAUACUUGAUGAACCGGAACCACAGUCGAGCUUUGAACACCCAUGAAGUAUUGCUGCAGGUGCUGCUAACCUGCCUCAGCCAACAGAACAUAGAAUUCAAACAAGGGGGUAAGUAA
This is a messenger RNA of Pecten maximus, 601 nucleotides long. RefSeq lists its product as uncharacterized. The transcript has 4 exons. NCBI's taxonomy places the organism in Eukaryota, Metazoa, Mollusca, Bivalvia, Pectinida, Pectinidae. The record is from RefSeq and is a predicted model, not a curated record. Bases 11 to 601 code for a protein of 196 amino acids.